AUGCCGGUGCCCGGCGGUGGCACGCGCGACCUCGUCAGCGUGGAGCCUUGGGUGCUCCAACGGCUCGCGGAGCGGGCCAUUGGCGACGUCGAGCAUUACUUGCGGCCCGGGCACCUCGAGCAGCUGGCCAAGAUCAUGUCUGACCCAGAGGCAUCCGACAACGACAGGUUUACGGCAACGAACCUGCUGCAGAACGCCGUGAUCGCUGCGAGGGGUGUCUUGCCAGGCUGCCAGGACACCGGUACCGCGAUCAUCCUGGGCAAGAAGGGCCAGUUCGUCUGGACAGACGAAGAGGACGAGAAGCAUUUGUCCCAUGGAGUCUACGACGCUUACACCAAGCGGAAUCUGCGGUAUUCUCAGGUAUCGCCCGUCUCCAUGUUCGCAGAGAAGAACACGAAGUGCAACUUGCCCGCCCAGCUCGACCUGUAUGCCGUGAAGGGCAACGAGUACAAGUUCAUGUUCAUGGCGAAGGGUGGCGGCUCUGCCAACAAGACCUACCUCUAUCAGCAGACGAAGGCGCUGCUGAACCCGAAGAAGCUGGAGGAAUUCAUAGCGGAGAAGGUCGUGACCCUUGGCACCUCCGCUUGCCCGCCGUACCAUCUCGCCAUCGUCAUAGGCGGCCUGUCGGCCGAGCUGUGCCUGAAGACCGUGAAGCUCGCGUCCGCGCGCUACCUCGACGACCUGCCCACCACCGGCAACGACCACGGGCGCGCGUACCGCGACACCAAGUGGGAGGAGAAAGUCCUCGCGAUGUGCCACGGCCUCGGCAUCGGGGCGCAGUUCGGUGGCAAAUAUUUCGUCCACGACGUCAGGGUGAUCCGCAUGCCGCGUCACGGCGCCUCCUGUCCCGUGGGCAUUGGCGUCUCCUGCAGUGCGGACAGGCAGGUGUUGGCCAAGAUCACCGACCACGGCGUCUUCAUCGAGGAGCUGGAGAAGAACCCGGGACGCUUCCUGAUCGGCGAGCCCUCGGCUGGGCCCUCCACCUCCGCGGAGUCGGUGAGCAUCGACCUCAACCAGCCCAUGAAAGACAUCUGCGGCAUCCUCACGCAGUUCCCGAUCAAGACCCGGCUGUCGCUGACGGGCCCCAUCAUCGUGGCGCGCGACAUCGCGCACGCGAAGCUGGCCGAGCGCCUCGAGGCGGAGGGGGCCCUGCCCGACUACAUGGCGGCCCACGUGAUCUACUACGCGGGCCCGGCCAAGACGCCGGAGGGGUACGCGAGCGGCAGCUUCGGCCCCACCACCGCGGGCCGCAUGGACACGUACGUGCCAGUGUUCCAGGAGCGGGGCUACUCCAUGAUCACCCUGGCCAAGGGCAACAGGGCCAAGGGCGUCACGGAUUCCUGCAAGAAGAACGGCGGCUUCUAUUUGGGCAGCGUCGGCGGUGCGGCGGCCAACCUCGCGGAGAACGCGAUCAAGAAGGUGGAAGUGGUCGAGUACGAGGAGCUCGGCAUGGAGGCGGUGUGGCGCAUCGAGGUUGAGGAUUUCCCCGCCUUCAUCAUCGUGGACGACAAGGGCAAUGACUUCUUCGCCGAGUGGAAGAUGUGA
Prorocentrum cordatum is the source of this 1545-nucleotide messenger RNA. The record is from the annotation of a GenBank genome assembly. Lineage: Eukaryota; Dinophyceae; Prorocentrales; Prorocentraceae.